AUGAUUUUGCAACAAGUUUGGACAUUGAAGGUAGAUUGGGACGAAUCCCUUCCGUCAAACUUACACACAGAGUGGAUCAAAUACCACACCCAAUUGCCGUUGUUAAAUGCGGUAAGGUUCCCUCGGAAGACCAUCAUAGAAUCCGCAACGAAAAUUGAGCUACACGGAUUCUGUGACGCUAGCGAAAGGGCAUAUGGGGCGUGUGUCUACGUGCGAACAACGGACCGAAAGAACAAUAUUUGGACUCGACUCCUAACGGCGCGAUCGAAGGUAGCGCCGCUCAAAUCACUCUCCAUACCACGUCUCGAAUUAAGCGGGGCACUUCUUUUGACGUCCCUGAUUUCGUCAAUACGACAGGCCCUGACGACCAAGAUAUCGCGGAUCGUAUACUGGACUGACUCCACCAUCGUCCUCCAUUGGAUCAGAUCUUCGCCGCACACCUUGAAAACAUUUGUGGCGAAUCGAGUCGCUGAGAUACAGACCAAGACCAAUAUCUCCGACUGGCGUCAUGUGCCGACCGACGACAAUCCAGCUGAUCUCAUCUCCCGAGGCCAGACGCCCAAGGAAUUCCUAUGUCCGUCCAUUUGGAAAAACGGGCCAAGGUGGCUCCUGCAAGGCGAAGCCUAUUGGCCGGUCUGGAGCCCGACCCCGGUAGUCGACAUCCCGGAGCAAAAGAAGACGAUUUGUCUGAGGGCGAACAUUAACGACAACACACUCCUCCAUCGUUAUUCGUCUUGGCCCAGACUAAUAAGAAUCGUCGCCUGGUGUCUUCGAUGGAGACAUAGGCAACACCGACCUGCCCAUCUCACCACCGACGAACUAACGGCAGCGCACAACCAACUAAUCAAGUUAAUACAAUCCAGACAUUUCGCGCCUGAAAUUCGGACCCUCCAGAAAAAUCGAAGCGAGGACGUUGGAGGGAAACUGCAGCCAUUAAACCCCUUCCUCGACGAAGAUGGGAUACUCCGGGUAGGAGGACGACUAACCAACUCCGCUAUACCCUUCAGCCAAAAGCACCCCAUCAUCCUGCCGAAGUCCCCGGUGACAGAACUAAUUAUAGAACGAGAGCACCGGAACAAUCAUCACACAGGGACACAAGCAACACUAUACGCGAGCCAACCCUCCACCAGUGGAAUACUUGAUGGGUGA
Molecule: messenger RNA, 1149 nt
Organism: Bombus impatiens (common eastern bumble bee)
Lineage: Eukaryota; Metazoa; Arthropoda; Insecta; Hymenoptera; Apidae
Exons: 2
Coding region: 1-1149 (382 amino acids)
Source: RefSeq, a predicted model, not a curated record